GUUGGGUGGUGAGCAGUCUCCUUAUUUUCGCUUCUUGGGGACAAAAUCUAAAGCUUGCAAAAAUGUUGGAUAACAAAAAUUCUGAUGAGAACGAGCAUCACAAGAGAAAAAUCUUUCUCGUUUUCUCACUGGCAACUUUACUUGUAGCUGCAAUUACAGUAGCAGCUGUUGUUGGAUCAAGGAAGAAUGAAGGCGGUGGCGGCUCAGCCCAAGCGAUAGUGAAAUCUACCUGUGCCGCCACAUUGUACCCGGAAUUAUGCAUGUCCACCAUUGCAGCCGUGCCAGAGGCUUUCAGCAGCAUAAAGAGCAGAAAGGAUGUACUAAUGACUGCACUCAACUACACCAUUACCACUGUCCAGCACAAUUACUUCACUGUAAAGAAACUCGCUGCUAAGCGCAAAUCCCUGACAGUGCGCGAGAAGAGUGCUCUCCACGACUGCCUCGAAAUGAUAGACGACACAUUGAAUGAGCUUCAUGAAUCAGAGGAUGAACUUAAAAACUACGGCUCAAAGAAUUACUCGUUGUCGGAUUAUGUUGAUAAUCUCAAGACGUUGUUGAGCGCUGCGCAAACGAAUCAAGAAAGCUGCCUUGACGGUUUUUCUCACGAUGGGGCAGAUAAAAGAGUCCGUUCCGCUCUUUUGAAGGGUCAGAUGCAUGUUUUUCGACUGGUUAGUAACGUUCUAGCCAUGAUUAAGAACAUUACAGAUGCGCAAAUGGCUGGCAAUGGGGAUUCUUUUGUGGAGAGGAAGCUUGGAGAGGAAAAUGAACACGAAUGGCCUAAAUGGUUGUCCGCUGGAGAUAGGAGGCUGCUGCAGGCUUCAACUGUGAUGCCUGACGUCACUGUGGCAGCCGAUGGAAGUGGAAAUUAUCGGACAAUAUCAUCAGCAGUGGCAGCAGCCCCCGAAAGGAGCACUAGGAGGUAUAUAAUUAGGAUUAGAGCUGGUGUGUAUAGAGAAAAUGUGGAAAUUCCGAGGAGGAAGACUAACUUAAUGUUCGUCGGAGACGGGCGGAUGACCACCAUCAUUACCGCAAGCCUCAAUGUUGUGGAUGGCAGCACCACCUUCAACUCCGCCACAGUUGCCGUGGUUGGUGAUGGAUUCUUGGCGAGGGAUAUCACAUUCCAAAACAAUGCAGGGCCAUCAAAGCAACAAGCGGUGGCACUCCGGGUUAACGCCGACCUAUCUGCUUUCUACAGAUGCAGCAUGCUCGCGUAUCAGGAUACUCUGUAUGUACAUUCACUGCGCCAAUUCUAUGUCAAUUGCAUCAUAGCAGGCACAAUCGAUUUCAUAUUCGGCAAUGCAGCAGUUGUGCUUCAAAACUGUGACAUCCAAGCUCGGCUCCCCAAUUCCGGGCAGAGAAACAUGGUCACUGCUCAAGGCAGGGAUGAUCCAAACCAGAACACUGGAAUAGUCAUCCAAAGAUGUAGGAUUAGAGCAACUUCAGAUCUCCAGGCUGUUAAUGGGAGAGUUGAAACAUAUUUGGGGAGGCCGUGGAGGGAAUACUCGAGGACUGUCAUUAUGCAAUCUGAUAUAAGCGACAUUGUACAUCCAGCAGGGUGGUACGAGUGGGAUGGCAAUUUCGCGCUGAACACGCUAUUUUAUGCCGAGUAUCAGAAUACUGGUGCGGGUUCUGGAACAUCAAACAGGGUGACUUGGAGGGGAUUUAGAGUGCUCACAAGCACGACCGAGGCCCAACCUUUUACUGCUGGCAGAUUUAUCUCAGGUGGAAGUUGGCUGGAGGCCACUGGGUUUCCAUUUUCUCUUGGACUUUAAUUUUGAUCUUGCGCUGGGAAUAUUGCUGUAUAUCAUGAAUAAAUUGGUUGUAUUUAAUGAUCUAUAUCGAACAAAUGACCAAUAAUAAAAUCCAAGUUGGAUUUUCAUUUA
Molecule: messenger RNA, 1883 nt
Organism: Olea europaea var. sylvestris
Lineage: Eukaryota; Viridiplantae; Streptophyta; Magnoliopsida; Lamiales; Oleaceae
Product: pectinesterase-like
Exons: 3
Coding region: 63-1772 (569 amino acids)
Biological process (GO): cell wall modification
Molecular function (GO): pectinesterase activity; pectinesterase inhibitor activity
Source: RefSeq, a predicted model, not a curated record